UCUCCGAACGUUUCCAUUCAAAUCGUUUUGUCGAAACAAUCAUUCUCUCACUGUUUCUAGUAACAGUAAGUUCAUUAUGUAUUUUGUAGUCCAGUAAAAAUAAGUUCAAUUCUAUGAUAUGUGAUCAAGUAAAAAUAAGUUCAUUUCGUCGCCUAGUAAAUAUAUUUAUAUUUUACCAUAUAUUAUUACGUGUCCUUUGAAAUGGAGAGCUCCGAAGCUAAGCCAAUCGAGAAGAUGAGCGUCCAGCUAAAGUCCCAGGAGGGUGAGAUUUUCAACGUGCCACAUAGGAUCAUUAAGUGUGCCACCAAUGUCAUAUAUGCGAUGAAGACUUUUCAAGUUCAGGGCCCGUUCCCAUUGCCAGGCAUUAGUUCAAAUGUUUUACACAAGAUUAUCGCUUGGGCUGAUUACCACAAGGAUGACCCUGAGCCAAUGGAGACUGAUAGCAGUGAGGAUGAAGAGUACGAAGUCGUAUCCUGGGAUGCCAAAUUUCUUAAUGUUGAUUCGACCACCAUGUCUGAAAUUAAAAUGGGGGCACGCUGCUUGGGCAUCGAGGGUCUACAAAGAGUCUGUGAGGCUUUGACCAAAACGGUCAAGAAGAAGAAGACCUAGACAUAGAUGAUCUACGCAAAGCAGAUGCCAAAAAAAAAAAAGGAAAACAAUGGGACACACCGCCACAAAAUCCUAGCCUAGUUUCUAAUUGUUAAAUUUAUAUUUUUGUUUAUUCAGCAU
This is a messenger RNA of Drosophila serrata, 729 nucleotides long. Its product is annotated as S-phase kinase-associated protein 1-like. Lineage: Eukaryota; Metazoa; Arthropoda; Insecta; Diptera; Drosophilidae. Gene Ontology annotation, biological process: ubiquitin-dependent protein catabolic process. The record is from RefSeq and is a predicted model, not a curated record.